AAGUCGGGCGAGCGGGGAGGGGGGAGGCGAUGUCGGCCUCGUUGCUGCGGCGCGGGCUGGAGCUGCUGGAGGCGCCGGGCCCGGGAAGGGCCCCGCCGGGCCUCCAGCAGGGGCGGGAUGGCCCCGGAGCGGCGGCUGGUGCGAGGCGGAGGAGGGCGGCGGACCCCCUCAGAAACAAGGCCACGGUCAAGGGCAGAGUCGUGAAGUCGGCAAUAGAGGAGUAUCACAAGAAGAAGCCCGUGGAUCACUUGAGAACAAACCUGCAGUACAUGUUGAAGGGACGAGUUGUUGCAAACAAAGCCAUCACAGAACAAGUACUUGCUCAGAACAGAGGCAGGAAGUCCAAAGAUCAGCCUCCGAAGAAGGCAGCAAAGAAGAAGCCCGAGGGCACUGUCUUUACUGAGGAAGAUUUCCGUAAAUUUGAGAGAGAGUACUUUGGGAGACCAUGAACAACAUGACUGGGGUUCUCACAGCUCCAGUCCUGCAGCUGAGUGCUCAGCACACAGGACUGGCCAUUUCCUCGGUGUGCUUGACAUGAGACAAAGGAGACGUGUCUCUGGCAGCAAGGGUUCUGAUGUCACACUUGCAGAGAAACUCCUCAUCUCUGCAAAAUGUGUUAUGGCGAGCUAGAGCCAUGGAGGUUCUCUUGGCUCUAAGAUACAUUGUCUUUAUAAUCUUCAGCCAACAUGUCUUGCAUUCUUAAUGUAGAAGGGUGGACCAAGCCAAAUUUGCACCUUGUUCCCCUUCCUCAGGAUGUAAGGCUUCUGGUGCCUGAGUUACUUGGCAGGGAGCUUUAAAGUACAGUAUCUGAAUGGAGAAAUGUUUUGGACUGGGAGUAACAAAAUCAUCAGAAGGGAAGGAUGCUUUGAAAGACACUUAAACUGGAGUAGCCCAGCAGUUUCUGUUGUUAUUACAGCCUCUGUCAGGUUUUUCAGUCAUUGCAAAAACUUUGUAUAUGUCUUUUGAUUAAAUAAUUGUUGCAAA
Messenger RNA from Apus apus (common swift), 984 nucleotides. It is a transcript of the gene RPS19BP1, whose product is annotated as ribosomal protein S19 binding protein 1. Gene Ontology annotation, molecular function: enzyme binding. Gene Ontology annotation, cellular component: nucleolus. Lineage: Eukaryota; Metazoa; Chordata; Aves; Apodiformes; Apodidae. The record is from RefSeq and is a predicted model, not a curated record. The coding region runs from base 30 to 449 and encodes 139 amino acids. The transcript has 4 exons.